UGGAAUUUUUCCAGUCGGAAAAAACAUGGCGAUGUGCACUGUGCUGCGUAAUAUCUUCACCAAGAACCUUUCGGACUUAUUUCUCUUGAAUUCGCCAGCAAUCUGUCAAGUACAGCAGUCUCGAGGGACGAAGUCCUGGAGACUUAUUGAAAAACCAAAACCAGGGAUUAAUGGAAAAGCAUAUCGCAGAUUCGUUCAUUUCAAAGAUGAAUACACAGUGGAGCCCUUGGAGGUUACGAAUCUCGCCGGGAGGGACCCCAUCACUGGUAGAGUCGUGGCAAAGGGUAUUGGUGGUGGAAUAAAGCACAAAUACCACUGGAUACAAUGGAAGCGUGAUGGUCCAACUGACAUAAAUGUCCCCCCAAAGGAAGAACGAGUCCUGGAAAUAUUGGAGGACGGGUGCAGGACAGCUAACAUAGCCCUAGUGGGUCAUGGUUCGGAGAUAAAGUAUUACCUGGCCUCUGAGAAUAUGAAGCCAGGCCAGAUAAUCAAGACAUCUCGGGCAAUUCCACGAAUACCAGUGCGAGCAUUCGAGGGUGAUGCUUAUCCCCUGGGGGCGCUUUCAGUAGGCACCAAUGUUUAUAACAUUGAGAAGUACCCAGAAAAGGGGGGAACCUUGAUCAACGCUGCUGGUACCUCAGGCACGAUCAUCCGAAAGGAUGGCCAUGAUCGUGUAAUUGUUCAGCUGCCCAGCAAGAGACUUGUCAGUCUUUUCCACACAUGUCUCGCUUGUGUGGGACGAGUGUCUAAUAUUCUCCAUGGGGAAACGCCCAUUGGCAGUGCCCAGAAGAACAGAGAACUGGGAAAUCGACCCAGGAGUGGUCUCUGGCAGAGGAAAACUGGUCGUUUCGGUAGGAAAAUAAAACCACCUCGUCCCAUUAAAUACUACGACCCUGAUGGCCAGAUAGUCUUCGUUAAAGAAGAACGCCUCACUCAUUCCGCUUUCAAUACUAAUCUGGAUUGCAUCAGGAAACCCUCGGUGCCAAUUAAGAUCUAUAAGGAAGAGCUCAGACCGUGGUAAUUUAAAAGCAAUGGAAGAAUCUGGGAAGAUUUGUUAAGAUCAUUUGAGUAAAGGAUUUUUCGUUGACA
Molecule: messenger RNA, 1089 nt
Organism: Fopius arisanus
Lineage: Eukaryota; Metazoa; Arthropoda; Insecta; Hymenoptera; Braconidae
Gene: mRpL2
Product: mitochondrial ribosomal protein L2
Exons: 2
Coding region: 26-1021 (331 amino acids)
Biological process (GO): mitochondrial translation
Cellular component (GO): ribosome; mitochondrial large ribosomal subunit
Molecular function (GO): structural constituent of ribosome; RNA binding
Source: RefSeq, a predicted model, not a curated record